GACGGUUGACGAUGAAGCGAUGGCGGCGUGAAUGAAGGCCUGGUGAGGAGGAAACGAUGCCCAAGGGUGGGUGUUCUAGAACCCCACAGCAGGAGGAGCGUUCCCUGAGCAGCGACAUGGUGGAGAAGCAGCCCGGGAAAAAGGAUAAAGAUAAAGUUUCUCUAACCAAGACCCCAAAGCUGGACCGCACUGAUGGCGGGAAGGAGGUGAGAGAGCGAACGACCAAGCGGAAGCUGCCCUUCACUGUGGGCGCCAAUGGAGAGCAGAAGGACUCGGACACAGAGAAGCAGGGUCCCGAGCGGAAGAGGAUUAAGAAGGAGCCUGUCACCCGCAAGGCCGGGCUGCUGUUCGGCAUGGGGCUGUCCGGGAUCCGCGCUGGCUACCCGCUCUCGGAGCGCCAGCAGGUGGCUCUCCUCAUGCAGAUGACGGCCGAGGAGUCUGCCAACAGCCCAGUGGACACGACACCAAAGCACCCCUCCCAGUCGACAGUGUGUCAGAAGGGGACGCCCAAUUCUGCCUCAAAAACCAAAGAUAAAGUGAACAAGAGAAAUGAGCGUGGAGAGACCCGCCUACACCGGGCGGCCAUCCGGGGGGACGCCCGGCGUAUCAAGGAGCUCAUCAGCGAGGGGGCGGACGUCAACGUCAAGGACUUCGCAGGCUGGACUGCACUGCACGAGGCCUGUAACCGGGGCUACUACGAUGUCGCAAAGCAGCUGCUGGCCGCCGGCGCAGAGGUGAACACCAAGGGCCUGGAUGACGACACGCCCUUGCACGACGCCGCCAACAAUGGGCACUACAAGGUGGUGAAGCUGCUGCUCCGGUAUGGAGGGAACCCUCAGCAGAGCAACAGGAAGGGCGAGACGCCGCUCAAGGUGGCCAGCUCCCCGACCAUGGUGAACCUGCUGCUGGGCAAGGGCACCUACACGUCCAGCGAGGAGAGCUCGGCCGAGAGCUCCGAGGAGGAGGAGGAGGACGACGCCCCAUCGUUCGCACCUUCCAGCUCAGUCGACGGCAAUAACACGGACUCCGAGUUUGAGAAAGGUCUGAAGCACAAGACCAAGAAUCCGGAGCCCCAGAAAACUGUGACCCCCGUCAAGGAUGAGUAUGAGUUUGACGAGGACGACGAGCAGGACAGAAUCCCUCCCGUGGACGACAAACACUUGCUGAAAAAGGAUUACAGGAAGGAAACUAAGUCAAAUAGUUUUAUUUCUAUACCCAAAAUGGAAGUGAAAAGUUACACUAAAAACAGCACGAUUGCACCAAAGAAGGCGUCUCACCGCAUCUUGUCGGACACGUCAGACGAGGAGGACGUCGGUGUCGCCGUGGGGACCGGGGAGAAGCUGAGACUCUCAGCUCACACGAUGCUGCCUGGUAACAAGACACGGGAGCCUUCCAACUGCAAGCAGCAGCAGGAGAAAAAUAAAGUGAAAAAGAAGCGAAAGAAAGAAAUCAAGGGCAAGGAAGUGCGGUUUGGGAAGAGGAGCGACAAGUUCUGCUCCUCCGAGUCCGAGAGCGAGUCUUCGGAGAGCGGCGAGGACGGCGGGGGCUCGGCGGGGAGCCCCGGCUGCCUCAAGGAGUCCCCGCUGGUGCUGAAGGACCCUGCCCUGUUCAGCUCCCUGUCCGCCUCCUCCACCUCGUCCCACGGCAGCUCCGCCCCCCAGAAGCAUAACCCCAGCCACGCGGACCCGCACGCCAAGCACUGGCGGACAGACAACUGGAAAACCAUUUCCUCUCCAGCCUGGUCCGAGGUCAGCUCCUUAUCAGACUCCACGAGGACGAGACUGAGCAGCGAGUCUGAUGGCUCCUCCGAGGGCUCCAGCGUGGAGUCGCUGAAGCCGGUCAGGAAGAGGCAGGAGCACAGGAAGAGGGCCGGCCUGCAGGGCGCGCUGCCCGAGCGGAAGAACUCCUUCCACCCUGGCGGGGACGGCGCCAUCCCCAAGCUGGACAAGGAGGGCAAAGUCGUCAAGAAACACAAGACGAAGCAUAAACACAAAAGCAAGGAGAAGGGGCUGUGCUCCGUCAGCCAGGAGCUGAAGCUGAGGGGCUUCACCUGCGAGUACGAGGAUGGCAAGCAGAGGGCGGACAAGGCGGCCCUCCUGGAUGGCGCGCCGGCGGAGGGCAAGCUCAGAGGCCCGAAGCACGAGAGGGACCCCUGUAAGAAGGAGGAGCAGCCCAGCAGAGUGCAGUCGGAGGAGAGGGAGUGGCUCUUCAAGGGCGAGACGGCCCAGGUCUCCCGAGAGGAGAAGCCGCUCAAGAGAAUCAGGGAGCUGAGCAAGGACGGGGGCAGGGCCUUCCGGGAGAGGGAGCGGUGCGGCAAGGCCGACAGGGAGGGGCCGCUGAAGGAGAAGUCUCCGAGGGAGGAGAAGCUGAGGCUCUGCCAGGACGAGAGAAGGAAGAAGCCCAGGGACAGGCCCUCGAAGUUCGAGAGAAAGAGUGACUUUAAAGAGGAAAAAGUUCCUAGAGAGAGGGAGAAGCCCGAUAAACUCAGAAGGGUGUAUAGGGAGGGGUCUGCUUUGGACGGCUACUGUGACGAAGGUCAGUUCCUGGACGACGACGACGACACCAAGUUUAGCCUUUCCGACGACCAGGAGCGGUGGUUCUCUGACUUGUCAGAUUCGUCCUUCGAUCUCAAAGGGGAGGACAGCUGGGACUCUGCCGUGACAGACUACAGGGACAUGAGGGGCGAGUCUGUGGCCAGGCUGAUCCUGGGGACGGUGAGGGAGGACGGCAGGGAGAAGAGGCGGGGGAACAAGGCCCGGGAGAGGCGCACGGACAGGGCCGCCUUCUCCCGCAAGAAGGGCAGGGGCUGCCCGGAGCGGGGCCGAGAGCACGCCGCCGACAGGCGCAGCGCCGCGCCCGGCCGCCUCUGCGAGAAGGACAGGAGGCGGCGGGGGUGUGCGGAGGGCGGCCGGGACCGGAAGGAGCCCCCCGAGGCCGCCAGGGAGCGGAGGGAUGGCCGUGCGAAGCCCGAGGAGGCGCACGGGGCGGACCUGAAGGAGGGCGGCGGCGAGGGCGUCUUCAAGGACCGGCCCGACUGCGACCUCGGCAAGAGCCCGGAGCCCUGGGAGCGGCACCAGCCGGCGAGAGAGAAGGAGAGGAAGGGGAGGCCAAAGCCGGAGCGGCACAGAGAGAAGCCCGGGGGCGGGGGCAGGGGCGAGAGGCCGAGCCUUGAGCGGCGCCAGAAGGACAAAGAGUUCGAGAAGUGCCCUAGAGAGAAAAAGGACGCCAAGGAGAGGCACAAGGAUGUGCACAGCAGGGACAGAGAGAGAAAAGCGCCUCUCGACCACGGUGCAGACAAACGGGAGAAGGCUUUCCCCGGGACUCCCUCCGAGGACGUCUCUGAGAAAAAAGAUGAGAAGAGGGGUAAAGAGAAAAGCUGGUACAUUGCAGAUAUCUUCACUGAUGAAAGCGAAGAUGAAAAAGAUGAUGGCGCGGCGAGCGGGUCCAAAGCCGGGGAGGCCGGCGAGGGGCGGGGCGACGGCCCCCCCGAGAGGGAGGACGGGCGGGAGCCGCACCCCACCGACAGGCACCGGAAGCGCUCGGCCGAUAGGCAGCCUGCGGAGAAGCAGAAAGACAAGGAAACCAGAGAGAAGAGGAAGGAGAAGGGCGCCGCGGACGGGGGGAGGGGCAAGCGCGCGCGCGCCCCGCCGCGGCACAGAGCGCGGAGGGACGGGGAGCCCGCGGAAAGGCACAAGGACAGGAGGGACCGAGCGUCGGCGGACUCCGCCCCGGACAAGAGGAACAAGCAGAGGCUGCCCGAGAAGGGGGAGAAGAGGCCCCCCGCGGAGGACAAGGCCCGCAGCGGGCACCGCGAGGGGCCGAAGGCGGGCAAGGGCGCCGACGCCGAGAAGAGCCUGCUGGAGCGGCUGGGGGCGGCGGCGCUGCAGGACCUGCGCGAGGACUCCAACGACAAGGCGAGCGACGCGUCUUCAGACGGCUUCCCCGACCGCGGCCGUGACCCGGGCCUCGGCGCCCUCCUGGAGGCGCCCUUCCCGGAGCCCCCGGAGGAGCGGGCGCGGGAGCGGGAGCGGGAGCGGGAGCGGCACCGGCACGCCUCGUCCUCCUCCAAGAAGAGCCACGACCGAGAGCGGCUCAGGAAGGACAAGCCCGAGAAGAAGGAGAAGGGCGACGAGCGCAAGGACGCGGGCGGCCAGUACGGGAAGGAGGGCCCCGAGGCCGGCGCCUGCGGCCCGCCCUGCGGCCCCGAGGCCGACGCGGAGGGCGAGCCGGAGAAGGCCGCCGAGCCGCUCGCUACCGAAAAGAAGGAGAAAAGCGACCCUGACAGAGAGCCUCCCAGGAAGCCGGAGAAGGAGCUGAGGCCCUACGGCUCUAGCACCGCGAGCCUCCUGAAGGAGAAGCGGCGGCGCGAGCGGCACCGGGAGCGGUGGCGGGACGAGAAGGAGCGGCACCGGGAGCGGCACGGCGACGGGCCCCCGCGGCACCACCGGGAGGAGCUCAAGCCCGCGGCCAGGGACAGGGACAACCCUCCCGGCCCCUCCCGAGACAAGCCCAGGGACGAGGGCGGGAAGCUUGGCGAGGCCAGGCUGAAGGAGAGGGCCAAGGAGAAUCUGGAGAAGGAAAGGGGCGACCCCGUGAAGCUCAGCAAUGGGAACGACAAGCUCCUCGCGGCCAGAGACCCGGGUAAGAAAGACGUGCGGCCCCGGGAGAAGCUCCUGGGCGACGGGGACCUGAUGAUGACGAGCUUCGAGCGCAUGCUCUCCCAGAAAGACCUGGAGAUCGAGGAGCGCCACAAGCGGCACAAGGAGAGGAUGAAGCAGAUGGAGAAACUGCGCCACCGGUCCGGUGACCCCAAGCCCAAGGACAAGGCCAGGCCCGCCGAGGACGGGCGGAAGAAGGGCCCGGACGGCCCGCCGAAGAGGCCGCUGGGGCCGGACCCUGCCCCGAAGGACAGGAAGCUGAAGGAGCCAGCUCCUGCCGCCCCUGCUGCCGAGAGCAAGCCCCACCCGGGACCCGCGGCGGACCCCCGAGACUGGCUGGCAGGCCCCCACAUGAAAGAGGUCUUGCCCGCUUCCCCCAGGCCGGACCACGGCCGGCCCACCGGGGUCCCCACCCCCGCCUCGGUGGUGUCCUGCCCCAGCUACGAGGAGGCCAUGCACACGCCCCGGACCCCGUCCUGCAGCGCCGACGACUACCCCGACCUCAUGUUCGACUGCACAGACCCCCAGCCCGUGUCCAGCACGUCCGCCGGCGCCUGCUCGCCCUCCUUCUUUGACAGGUUCUCCGUGGCCGCCAGCGGGACCUCAGAAACGCCGGGCCAGACACCUACGAGGCCGCUGUGCGCGAACCUUUACCGCUCGGUGUCCGUGGACAUCAGGAGGACCCCUGAGGAAGAGUUCGGACUCGGGGACAGGCUGUUCAGACAGCAGAGCGUCCCUGCGGCGCCCAGCUACAGCUCGCCGGGGCAGCACCCGGAGGACAAGGCCCCGGGGCCCCCAGCACCCACCGAGAAGUUCGCCUGCCUGUCUCCGGGGUAUUACUCCCCGGACUAUGGCAUCCCCUCCCCCAAAGCGGACGCCUUGCACUGCCCGCCUGCGGCCGCAGCCAACAUCACCCCCUCCCCAGAGGGCGCCUUCUCUGGCUUACCGACAAAGUCCCCGCCUUCACACAGAGACGAGCUCUUGGCCCCGUCCAUGGAGGGGGCCCUUCCCCCUGACCUUGGCAUUCCCCUGGAUGCCACGGAGGACCAGCAGGCCACCGCGGCCAUCAUCCCCCCGGAGCCCAGCUUCCUGGAGCCCCUGGACGAGGGCCCUUUCAGCACCGUCAUCACAGAGGAGCCGGUCGAGUGGGCGCACCCCGCCACCGUGGAGCAGGGCCUCCCCUCUGGCCUCAUCGGGGGCACCCCCGAAAACCCCGCCAGCUGGCCCGUGGGGUCGGACCUCCUNNNNAAGUCCCCACAGAGAUUCCCGGAGUCCCCGAAACAUUUCUGCCCUGCCGAGUCUCUCCACCCGGAGCCCCCUUACCCGGUGUCGCCCGUCUCAUACCCUCUGUCGGUCCCCGAGCCGGGACUGGCCGUCAAGGGCGAGGCCGGGGCAGCAGUCCCGGCCGCGGUCUCUGCUUCAGAAGGGCCAGCCGCGUGCGCCCCUCCCUCCAGGCUGGAGCCCUUCUUCAGUAACUGCACGUCCCUUCCGGACGCGCCCCCCGAGCCUGCGUGCGUGACAGCCGUGGCUCAGGUGGAGGCCCUGGGUCCCCUGGAGAACAACAACUUCCCGGAAAGUGGUCGCAGCCUGUCUGCCCUCGGCCAGGUGGAGCCGGUGCCCUGGCCCGGUGCCUUCCCCGCCGCCGACGAUGACCUCGACCUGGGGCCUUUCUCGCUGCCGGAGCUUCCUCUCCAGACGAAGGAUGUUCCCGACGUCGAAGCAGGGCCUGUGGAAGAGAGGCCUCUCGUUCCUCUGGACGACACGCCCGCGCUCCCGAGCGGCGGGGGUGUCUCGGUGGCAGCUGUGGCAGCUGCUGACGAACAGCUGGUGCUGCCUCCUGACCAGGUGGCCGCCCGGCUCACGACCGAGCCUGCGCCUGAGCCCCCAGAGGAGCCAAAGCCAGUCGCGCUGCCCGAGGCCACGGUGGAGGCCGGGGCCGGGCCGGAGGGGAGGGCCCCCGAGGACUCCGACCCUGGCUCCGGGCCCACGCCAGCCCCCUCAGAGCAGCAUCCACCGGGGGGUGGGGACGAGCAGGCCCAGGGCCCAGACCCCUCGGCCGUGCCCCACAGCGCUCCCAACGCCCCCGGGGACGGCUCGGCCCGGGCCCGCGCAGCGGAUGGGGCCGGCCCCCAGGACCGUGCCGGGCUCGAGGGGCCUCCGGACGGCGUCCAGCCUGAAGCCCCCGAAGCGGAACCCAAGCCGGCAGCAGAAGCCCCAAAGGCGCCCAAGGUGGAGGAGACCCCCCAGCGCAUGACCAGGACCCGGGCCCAGAUGCUGGCCAACCAGCACAAGCAGAGCUCGCCCCCCAGCGAGAAGGAGCUUGCAGCUGCACCCACCCCCAGGUCCAAGGGCCGCGGCUCUGAGGAUGACGACCCCCAGGCCCAGCACCCGCGCAAACGCCGCUUCCAGCGCUCCAGCCAGCAGCUGGCCCAGCAGAUGCACACGUCCACGCGUCAGACGCGGGAGGUGAUCCAGCAGACGCUGGCUGCCAUCGUGGACGCCAUCAAGCUGGACGCCAUCGAGCCUUACCACAGCGACAGGUCCAACCCGUACUUCGAGUACCUGCAGAUCAGAAAGAAGAUCGAGGAGAAGCGCAAGAUCCUCUGCUACAUCAGCCCGCAGGCGCCGCAGUGCUACGCCGAGUACGUCACCUACACCGGCUCCUACCUCUUGGACGGCAAGCCGCUCAGCAAGCUGCACAUCCCCGUGAUCGCGCCCCCUCCCUCCCUGGCGGAGCCCCUGAAGGAGCUGUUCAAGCAGCAGGAGGCCGUGCGUGGGAAGCUGCGCCUGCAGCACAGCAUCGAGCGGGAGAAGCUGAUCGUCUCCUGCGAACAGGAGAUCCUGCGGGUUCACUGCCGGGCGGCGAGGACCAUCGCGAACCAGGCGGUGCCGUUCAGCGCCUGCACCAUGCUGCUGGACUCGGAGGUGUACAACAUGCCCCUCGAGAGCCAGGGUGAUGAGAACAAGUCAGUGCGGGACCGGUUCAACGCCCGCCAGUUCAUCUCCUGGCUGCAGGACGUGGACGACAAGUAUGACCGCAUGAAGACGUGUCUCCUGAUGCGGCAGCAGCACGAGGCCGCGGCCCUCAACGCUGUGCAGAGGAUGGAGUGGCAGCUGAAGGUGCAGGAGCUGGACCCCGCCGGGCACAAGUCCCUGUGUGUGAACGAGGUGCCGUCCUUCUACGUGCCCAUGGUCGACGUCAACGACGACUUCGUGCUCCUUCCGGCCUGA
This is a messenger RNA of Lipotes vexillifer (Yangtze River dolphin), 7889 nucleotides long. It is a transcript of the gene ANKRD11, whose product is annotated as ankyrin repeat domain 11. Lineage: Eukaryota; Metazoa; Chordata; Mammalia; Artiodactyla; Lipotidae. Gene Ontology annotation, molecular function: protein binding. The record is from RefSeq and is a predicted model, not a curated record. The transcript has 12 exons. Gene Ontology annotation, biological process: anatomical structure morphogenesis. Bases 57 to 7889 code for a protein of 2610 amino acids.